UAAAAACCUAACAGGGGUUCCAUUCCUUCCCAACUCUAUCCAAAAUUAAAAAAGUUUGGACUGGAUGUAUAAAUUAAUGCACACAAAAUUCCAAAGAUAUGUAUUUUGUUUAAAAUAUUAACAUGACUGGUUGCAAAAGUUCCUUAAUUCAUGAUAAUUCAGAUACACACAGAAUGGUAUUUUGCACAUGCUGGACCGAAAUAAGAGGAUUAAGCCACGACCGGAGAGGUUCCAGAACUGCAAGGACUAUUUUGACCUAGUGAUCACCUGCGAGGAGAGAGUUUAUGAUCAAGUAGUUGAAGACCUGAACUCUAGAGAACAGGAAACGUGCCAACCAGUACAUGUAAUAAAUGUUGAUAUUCAGGAUAACCACGAAGAAGCCACAUUAGGAGCCUUCUUAAUUUGUGAACUUUGCCAAUGUAUACAACAUACAGAAGAUAUGGAGAAUGAAAUUGACGAACUAUUACAAGAUUUUGAAGACAAAAGUGGCCGAACCUUCCUUCAUACUGUCUGCUUUUAUUGA
Messenger RNA from Staurois parvus, 523 nucleotides. The record is from the annotation of a GenBank genome assembly. NCBI's taxonomy places the organism in Eukaryota, Metazoa, Chordata, Amphibia, Anura, Ranidae.